Molecule: messenger RNA, 2509 nt
Organism: Chironomus riparius
Lineage: Eukaryota; Metazoa; Arthropoda; Insecta; Diptera; Chironomidae
Source: the annotation of a GenBank genome assembly
AAAAGCAUAAAGUCAACAGUACGAAUAGUCUUUGUUUAAUUGCUAUACAAAAAAGAUAGCAAGUGCCACAAUUUGCGCGGCUGAAAUAUGUAGGAAUAGAAAGCUAGUGACUAAGAGCUAGAAAAUAAUAUCAAUUUCAAGUGACUUUAAAUGAUAAAGAAAAAAUUCGUGAAUUAUUGCAGAAACGUGAAAAAAAGUUAUCAAAAAAUACCAGGAUUAAGGCAUAAAAAAAAUAAUAAACAAGUUAUAGUCUAUACAUCAAUAGUUGAAAUAAAAUAAAUACAGUGUAUACCAAUUAAUGUCCGUUUGCGUAUCAUCAGCAUUAAAUAGUGGGAUGACAACUCAUGUAUCCCAUUUACACAUGACAUCAGCACUAUCUAUGAUGCAUCCAUUUCAAAAUCAUCAAAUGGCGCCAUCCACGAUCGAUAUGUCAUCAUCAACAUCAUCGUCGUCGCAUAAUCAAGUGCAUAUUCAAAGUCAAUCUUCACAAAAUUCAUCAUCAAAUGAUCCAAACGAUCCUAAUCCAGAAAUGCUGCUCGCAUUGAUAGCUAGAAAUAAGUCACUAGAAGCAUCAAUUCCUAAGUGCGGAGGCUGUCAUGAAUUUAUAUUAGAUCGAUUUAUACUCAAAGUAUCCGAUCGAACAUGGCAUGCAAAGUGUCUACAAUGUUGUGAUUGCCACACACAAUUAAAUGAAAAAUGUUUUAUUAGAAAUGGUCAAUUAUUUUGCAAGGAUGAUUUUUUCAAGCGUUACGGUACAAAAUGCGCAUCAUGUGAUUUAGGAAUUCCACCCACCCAAGUUGUUAGACGUGCACAAGACAAUGUUUAUCAUCUACAAUGUUUUGCGUGUGCACUAUGCUCACGACAAUUAAAUACUGGCGAUGAAUUCUAUUUAAUGGAAGAUCGUAAGCUCGUUUGUAAGCCGGAUUAUGAAGCGGCGAAGGCUAAAGGAAUGUACUUAUCUGAUGGAUCUAUAGACGGCGAAGGAUCAAACAAACGUCCACGAACAACGAUUACCGCGAAGCAGUUAGAGACACUCAAAAGUGCUUACAACAGUAGUCCAAAACCGGCCAGACACGUUAGGGAACAAUUAUCUCAAGACACGGGACUCGAUAUGAGAGUCGUGCAAGUUUGGUUCCAAAAUAGACGAGCUAAAGAGAAACGACUGAAGAAGGACGCUGGCAGGACCAGAUGGAGCCAAUACUUUAGAUCUAUGAAAGGAGGCUCGUCGCCUAGUAAACUUCUCGAUAAAGACGAAUUAAAGGUUGAUUUGGAUAGUUUUAGUCAUCAUGAUUUAAGUAACGAUAGCUAUAGUACCAUAAAUAUGGGAUUAGAUGAUGGAGCAUCGCCACAUAGUGGUCGCAACUCAUAUAUACACAGCAGUGCUAGUCCACCACCGUAUUUAUCUAGUCAUUCACCAAACCCAUUGAGUCAAAAUCAUCACUACUCAUAUCCUGACAACAUUGUUUAUACACCGCUCGAUAACCCAGUGAGUUCGAUGUUACAUCUACAGGGGAGCACAGUAAGCGAUUUAAGUAACGAUUCUAGUCCCGCUCACGGGUAUCCUGACUUUCCAGCAUCUCCAUCGCCAGAAUCAAUUUUUGGCGAGAAUGCGAGCUCAUCAGCACUCACGAACAACCCAACAAAUAAUCAAUCUUCAUCACAUUACUGAUAUCUAGGUUAGAUAGAUUAGAGCUAAAAAACCUAUAUCUAUACAUAAUGAAAACGAUACAUUAUAUUGGUGGCACACCUUUAAAGUCAAACAAUCGUUAUGAAUGGUAAUUUUGUACUCUACGUCUCAUUUUUUGUUAUCCAUUAUAUUUGACCAAAUACUUUAAUGUAGAGAGCACGCACGUAUACACACAGACAUGAGAACGUACACGAAUAAUUAAUAUUCAUUUACUUUAAUUUUUUCGUUGCUGCCACAAAAGUCUCGAAUAAAAAAAGAAAGAAUAAGGGAUGCAUAUGAGAAGUACAUUCAGUUUUUCAGUCCAGAAAAUUUUUAUAAUAAUAAAAAACAAAUGCUUUAUGACUCAUUCUUGAAAUAAUAGGAAGGAUAAUAAAAAUUUAUUAAAUGUUUCAAUGAAGGAUAUAAAAUAAAAGAAGAAGCGUUUCCAGUCAGUAUUAUCGCUCAUUAAAUGAAUUUUUUGCUGUGAGAGAAAUCUUUUAUUUUAAUUCCAUUUCGUUCUUAAGCUGGUGAUCAAAUGAAAGUAAAUUAAUGAGAAAGAAAUACCAAAAUUCAAAUGAUGAUAAAAACAAUUGAUAAGAAUUUAUUUUGAUCUUGUUAAUAAUGCAAAAAAAAGACAGUUUCCUAACUAUAAUUUUCAUGAUGAAAACUUAAUAAAGGAAUAAUAACAUUAAAUACCUUAAAAAAUAAUUGUAAAAGAGAAACAAGAAAAGAUAUUCAAGCCUGAGCCCUUUUCAAGAGAUCAGGUUGAUUGAAAAUUGUGCAAACAUUUACGAGUGUGUUUAUGCACAGUAUUUAUCUAAUUGUAAUAUUUUUUUCGAGAAC